Molecule: messenger RNA, 3955 nt
Organism: Petromyzon marinus (sea lamprey)
Lineage: Eukaryota; Metazoa; Chordata; Hyperoartia; Petromyzontiformes; Petromyzontidae
Source: RefSeq, a predicted model, not a curated record
GUUAUGAACCCGCUCAUUGUAUUCAUACCGUCUAUUAGCAGACGAUUGUGACAAUGGACCUGCUUGCCCCCUUCAGUAACCUACUCGUGCACUCGCCAGCUCUGCGUCUUACAUCGUUACACGGACACAAUUCCAAGUGGCGUAUGGGGAGCCAACCGGAGAAAACCCAUCAGGCAUGCCAGGGGGUGACAGCAACUCUCAUCUCCUUCGUCAUCUCGGGGCCCCGCGCAGCCUACAACACUUGGCAAGCCCAGGCGGUCACCCGGUACAAGGACAAACCCAGGCUCAAACACGUUGAGCUUUCGAGAUCUGAGAACUCCCAUGCAUGUACAUGGUGGUCCAGAUGUCUUGUGAGCCCCGUUUAAUGAUCUGAAACUGAUUUCUUUUUAAAAGUAAGGUUUAUUUAAAACAUGAAUGAAUAUGCAAAAUAAAACAAUUUUGGGGUCAAUUAAUUGGGCGUUACUGCAUAUGUACUACCAUGUACAGUCCUGUGUUUUCUUUCUUCCAAGACGUCUGGCCAUCGUGGAAGAGUAGGCCAAAUACUGUACCUUCUCGCGGAGUUCUCGAGAGCCCUGCGUCCUGGAGGCUCUUCUGCCAGCAGUGGUGUGAACAAGAAAUCUCAGGUCACACGGGGUCACCUCCAGCAAGGCUGCUGCUGCUCUGUGACGCACGGUGGGCGGGGCCACCCACGGCUCCGCGGAGGGAUACAGCGGGGCUAGGCCCCCCCCCCCCCCCCCGGGACGCGGCGGUGACGCGGCGUCGCCCCUGGCAACGGCAAAAGCCGCGUCCGCUGCCGGGGUUCACGCGGAACUUGACAGGAGACCAACAAACAAACAGACAGACGCGCGUCAACAAAUGUCAACAAACAGACAGACGGCUUUGAAGCCGCGGCGGCCGCAUUAGCGAUGUCAAUAAAAACAAAGCGCGGGGUUAAAUGUUAAUAAAAUAUGAACGCGGGUCGAGAUGGAGAGAGCCAUCACUCAGGCGGCGACCUCUGACCCCGAGGUGAACAAGAAGAUGACGAAGAAGGCGGCGGCGGCGGUGAUGAGGAGGAGGAGGAAAGGGGCGGCGAGGGACGAGGUGAAGGUGAGAGACGAAGUGAGGGACGAGGUGAAGGUGAGGGACGAGGUAGAAGUGGAGUUGAGAGAGGAGGUGGUGGAGGAGGAGGAGGAGGCGGUGAAGGUGGCGGAGGGGAUGCAGAUAAAGCAGCUGAGGACGGUGAUGAAUGACGAGGUGAAGAAGCUGAAGGAGGUGAAGAAGAUGAAGGAGAACGCGAGGAGGAGGAGGAGAGACGCGGGGAAACUGCAUAGCGGCAGCGGAAGCAGCGAGCAGGAGCGCGGCCCAGCGCCGGCCGCCGCCACCGCGGUGGCGCCGCCGGCCACCAGCGAUGCGAGCCUGCGCUGGGAGGGCACGCUGCCCGACCCGGCCGCCGAGGAGGAGCGCAUGCGGCUCUACCGGCUGCGGCGGCGUGAGCGCUACCUGACGGCGCGCCGGGACCUGUGCCGCCGCCUCGACCUGCCGCCGGCGCUCGCCGAGCUCGACCGCGACUCGCCGCCCGCGCCGCGCCGCGCGCCGAACGGCCCCUACGUCCUCACCGCGGAUGAGUACUCUGGCCUGCUGCUCCUGCGGCGGAGGAGUCGGCAGGGCGAGGCGGCGGGCGCCGCGUCGGCGCCGCGGCAACGCCGCCAGGUGGAGCAGCUCGCCGUGCGCUUCGCAGAGUUGCCGCCCGUCGGUGCGGAGGUCGGCCCCGCGGCCGUGUGAGGCCGGAGGGACCGCAACGGUCCCUCGUCAGAACCGUUGUUCGGGGGCCUGUUAGCUGGGCACGGGGGUAGUGGUGCAUGCCUAUGAGAUGAGAUUUGGAGGUUGUGGUUUAUAAGUUGUGCCGGGAUCUUAUUCAAAAAAGGCCCACCUGCUGGGCAGGGGGUUGUGUAGCAAGUAGGUGGCUUGCCCGUCUGUGGAUUUUUUUUUUAUUUUCCGCCCGUAUGAGUGGGUUUUCUCUCACUCGCAAAAUUACUCAAAUGGGAUUUGCCCAAAUCAUCCGUAGCGAGAACCUCCUUAAGAGAACCGAACCUCAUUGAGGCUUUAACUGGGCAAGUGCAUUUAACUGAUCGUAGUUUUGGCCACAGCCCCAUUGUUACUUUUAACGCUGACCCAGUUUAGCAAGCUGCUUGCCAAGCAUGGCAGAUUAUUUUCCUUCAUGGAUGUGAAGACGUGUUCCACCUCGUCGGUUGGAUCUGCGAUGGACUGAUUCGUAUGAUGUUCCAAAAAGUCGUUUCCCCAUUCUCCUUUGGAAUGUCACACCUAACGCUUCGGCUGUGCAAAGUGCACUGAAUAUUGUCGAUGCAUUGUUUACGGCACAACGUCCCAAACUCCGAUCCUCACAACCCACUCAAGUCCGGAUUUCCAUGUUUUCCAAAUUUUCACCAUUCAAGUAGAAAUUAGGUUGUUGCAUACUGCACACACCAGAUGAUUUCUAACUGGCACAAAUCUAAGUCAUUGUUAAUUUGAAUCGGCGCUAAGUUGCAUGUGACGCACACACUCACACGCAAGAUGUCUAUCUUAAUUUGAAAUUGCACUCAACGUUAUCAACCAAUCAUUGAGUGUGCGCAGCGUGUAACAAAUAAUUAAUGUGCACGGUAGCUUGGUAAACGCUAAAAGGUUAACUGUGGCCGGUUUCAAAGACUGGAGUUUAGGGAACCCUGUCACAAAGAUUCACCAACCAAGAUGAAUAAUACAAAACGUGGUUUAUAGACACCAAAAGUUGCCAUUGUGACCGUAAGAUUGGUCGUCCUUCCAGCAGCAUGUAUAAUGCACACCAGCCUUGCUAACAAUCAUUUAAAAUAUUAUUAUUACCAAGAUUUAAGAUUGUGGCCAUAUUAUUGUACCCCUACCCCCUCCGAUUGGAAGUUGUUGGCCACGUGCCACUAUCCACCGACUGUGUUCCGUUUGCCAUAAACUGAACGGUUUGUGGCAACGCAUAGAGUCGCACUCUGUGUUCGUCGGUAUUCAUAUUGAACGUACAUUUGUAUUGCUAUGAACAUCUCACGGUGUGAUUAUUUUUAGGUCCUUUGCAAAUAUUGGAGGCAAAUCUGCUCAUGAAAUUGGAUAACAAUGAAAGCCCCCCCCCGCACACCCCUUUGCCUGCUGUAACCUUUAUACUUUUAUUGCAUCAUGCAAAUAGAUUAGAUCAGAUUUCAGAAGAAACCCUCUCCAAUAUACGAGGCGCCCAAAGGCAUAUGGCUGCAGCGGACGUUGAUGACUCUGCUGUACUGAUGAGUCCUAAUAAGGACGGAAACCUGUUUACAGUUGUGUCUGUCUCACCGCAGGUUAGCCGCGUUUUCCCAACUCCUUGAGUUGGUGGUCUAAAAAUUGCAAGAGAGACUCACGCACGUAUGCACUUCUUUUGAUCCGGUGGUCUGCAUAAGGCUGAGAGCAAUGCACGUGUGUGUGUUGUUUAAAUCUGAAGUUAAUUAGUUUAUUGCAUGUAAACGUUUGGGAUGUGGUCACCCCUUUGUUAUUCCACAAUCAAUUGAUGUCGAUGCACAUGCCAACAUUUUCGCACAAUAUAACAACUCCUAAUCAUUUUUGGAGACUGCUGAAUCUCUGAUUGCGAAUAAGGUUCGGCGCCGAGAGGAUCCAUUUGUAGCUGGUGCAUUCUGAUGGACGCAAAUUAAUUGUCAUACAGUUGUGACAGCUGGGUAGAAACAGUCACGUGUGUAGGUCGGCUUGCAAACAGGCGCCCUGUGUGCGUGGGGAGCUGAGGUGUGGGGAGCUGGGGAGGUCUUUUAUUUAAGCCACAAAUCGACAAGAUCCACCGGUGUCUCCUCUCUUCCUGUUUGCCUCUGCCUCUCAAUUCGCUCGUCCUACCCCACCGCCAAAACGUAUAAUGUUGUUGUCACUCAGGAAUGACAUGUUUCAUGUAUUCCACAUUUCUAUUACACGUCUACGCUUGUGA